Culex pipiens pallens (northern house mosquito) is the source of this 1921-nucleotide messenger RNA. RefSeq lists its product as uncharacterized. The coding region runs from base 473 to 1780 and encodes 435 amino acids. The transcript is spliced from 4 exons. The record is from RefSeq and is a predicted model, not a curated record. Lineage: Eukaryota; Metazoa; Arthropoda; Insecta; Diptera; Culicidae. Gene Ontology annotation, molecular function: oxidoreductase activity.
AAGUUCAGGCUAUUAUGGAGGAAAAUUGUAAAAGUGAAUUUGACAUGUUAUGUGUUUGGUUCUAAAAAUAUUCCUCACUACAAUGAAUGGAAGCCAGAUUCUGCGCAGUAAGGAAAAGUUUCGUCGGAAGACAAUGUGAAACAAAGGAAGGUGUCGUGUGAUGUUAAACUGCUGUGAUUGUUAAAAAUUAAUUUAUCCUGGUCAAAUCAGCGAAAAAAUAUUCUUCGAAAUCUAAGAUUUUAUAAGAAACAACUAAGAUUGUUUAUAUAUAACGACGCUAUUUUUUGUUAGUAAUAGUUUUCAACAUAAAGUUUUUAUAUUAACCAGUUCUGUGUUCAUUAGUAUGCACUUUAGAAAUUUAAAUUUCAUGCAGUCUCAUCGAGUCGGGAGCAGUUAUUAUUCAAAAUAAUAUUUAAUUACAUCCAGCAAGUGCAUCAAUAUAAUCGUUUGAUGCAAAUCUCUUGAGAAAAAGAUGAAACUCACAGCGGGGGACGAACUUGUUAGUGCGGCAAAAAUACUCUUUACAAAACUGAUAACGGAUGGCAACCGGAUACCUUGCGACAGUGGUAGCGGAGCAGAUAUUGAGCUCAAACUUCCUCAGUGGUACGAUGAAGCAAAGUUUAAAAGGGGCCAGAAAUACUUCUUCGAUAACCGUUUCGGCAUGAUGCAGUCAAACUUUGUCGGACUCAUCACACUGCUCGCCGAACCGAAGGGAUUGACGAUUUUGCACAACACCGGGCGAUCUAGUACUCCGGAAACGGCUCGUAAACGUUACAUUUCCACCACGCUGCACAUGCUGUCGUGGUACGAGAUUGACCUUUCACCAGGAUCCAAAUCCUGGGCUUCGCUGAAUCGGGUUCGUAAAAUGCACAAGAACGCUUCAAAUCGAUCGGAGAAGAGCAAAACUGGGAUAAUUUCGCAAACGGAGAUCGCGUUGACCACGUUUGGAUUCAUGGGAUAUGCGUUGGUUCGUCCGCAUUUGCUUGGGAUUAAGUACGACAGUGAGGAGGAUCGAGAAGGGCUGGUUCAUUUUUGGGCCGUGAUUGGUUCAUUAUUGGGCGUAAAGGAUGAAUACAAUAUCUGUCUACCAAAGCUGGCAGUGGUGGAGAUGAUUUGUCAAAUGUGCAUUCGAUAUCUUUUCAUACCUCUGCUUCAAUUCGAAUCACCACUGUUUAAGCAAAUGGCAUCAGCGGUUGUCGAAGGUUUAGGAGAGUUUACGCCAUUCAACUCUUACGAUAGUUUGAUGUACUUUGUUCGGCGAGUCGCAGGGAUUCCAGGUUACCAGUUCAACGUAGAUAUGGAGAAAGAAAUUAUCUGUCGUCGAAUCUAUAGUUUGGGAGAGCUGCACGAUUUUAAAAAGCAAUUUACGGAUGUUGAAGGCUACGAGUACAUCGAAAAUGCUAUUUUUGACGAAAAGGUGAUGCUCUACAAUGUGGUUCAAGUAUCGGAUAUUACAGUCAACGAAGCCACACUUGCCAACGGAACCGUUACUGGGGUUUACAACGAGCUAAACGAAGAUGGUAACAAAAAGAAAGCGGCUUUGGAAGAUUUGCUACAGCUCAAGCACAAUGAACAAUUGGUGAUAACUACGGUAGAAGAUGAGUCCGAAUGGAAAAGUUACCUCAACGACUCGAAGCUGAAACAGUUGUCCAGUAAGGAUUUGGGAUAUUUCAAGUUCAAAUGUAGAUUAUCCGAAAGCUGUUAUUCCAAAAUUGGAAAUUUCAUCAACGAAUCAGUGCUCAGCCUGAUGCUGUAUCGCAUGCGAAAGGCUCAUGUGUAGUUGCCAAAAUGUUUAGUACAAUCUGACCAAAGUGGAAUCUGACUAAAGUGGAAUGCCUUACUUAGUAACUGUGAUGAAGUCAUUGUAAAUGCACACGUGUUUAAAAGCAAUAAAAGAUUUCCUUUUUGUUUAAGUUAUCAA